Messenger RNA from Hypomesus transpacificus, 3844 nucleotides. Its product is annotated as protocadherin-8-like. The record is from RefSeq and is a predicted model, not a curated record. NCBI's taxonomy places the organism in Eukaryota, Metazoa, Chordata, Actinopteri, Osmeriformes, Osmeridae. Gene Ontology annotation, biological process: homophilic cell-cell adhesion. The transcript has 3 exons. Gene Ontology annotation, molecular function: calcium ion binding. Gene Ontology annotation, cellular component: plasma membrane. The coding region runs from base 167 to 3178 and encodes 1003 amino acids.
GAGCACAGCGUGCGCACUCUGACAACCUAUGGCAAGUUAAUCCCAACGUUCCAAACGAGCCGAGUGGACAGGAAGACAUUCAAAUUGACAAGUGCUUAUAGCAAAUAGAUAGUUGAGUUAAGUGAGGCCAGUUUGGCUGAUUUGGGAUAUUUUCUGAAGUGGCAGGAUGAAAGAAAUUGGGUGGAACUGGUUGGUGCUGUGCACCUUACUGGCUAUCCUAACUGUUCUCACACAGGGAAAGACGGUGAAAUAUCAGACAUUUGAAGAGGACGCACCUGGGACUGUUAUCGGAAACUUGGCCAAGGACAUCUCAUCUACUCACGCAGGCUCUAAGAAUAAUUUUAGGAUGAUGAAACAGUUCAACUCAUCUUUUAUUCGUUUGAGAGAGAGCGACGGGCAACUGAGUAUUGGGGAGAGAAUAGACAGAGAGAAAAUCUGCAAACACACCCUUCACUGCCUCAUUGCAUUUGAUGUGGUCAGUUUCUCCAAAGAGCAGUUCAAACUCAUUCACGUCGAGGUGGAGGUCAAGGACAUUAACGACAACUCCCCCGAGUUCCCCCGGAAAGAGUCGAGUCUAGAGAUCUCUGAGAACACGGCAGUCGGCACAAGGAUCCCGUUAGACUUUGCUGUGGACGAAGAUGUGGGGUUAAAUUAUAUCCAGAGCUACCAAAUUUCUGUUAACAGCCACUUUUCCAUCGACGUGCUCAGCAGAGCCGACGGGGUUAAAUAUGCGGAGCUUGUGCUUAUGAAGGAGCUCGACCGCGAGACACAGGCAUCUUACGCACUGGAGCUGGUCGCUAUGGACGGCGGCAACCCGUCCCGCACAGGAACCACGCGCAUAAACGUCAAGGUGAAAGACUACAACGACAACAGCCCGGUAUUCGACCGGAACAGCUUCUCUGUGGACCUGCCCGAAGAUGCACCGGUUGGGUUCCUUCUGCUGGACCUGAACGCAGAAGACCCGGAUGAGGGGCUAAACGGGGAGGUGGUGUACGGCUUUGGUAACCAGGUGCCUUCUGAGAUAAGGCAACUUUUCAGAGUGGACCGAAAAACUGGACGUCUCACCCUCGAGAGCCCUAUUGACUUCGAGAGUAAGAAUACCUAUGAAUUCGACGUUCAAGCAACCGACCUGGGUCCGAACCCUAGUCCAGCAAUCUGUAAAAUUGUGGUCCAGGUGCAAGACGUGAACGACAACGCACCGGAGAUUUCCAUAACUCCUAUGACGUCUAUCACAGCGGGAAUUGCGUACAUUACUGAAGCAGCGGCACGAGAGAGUUUUGUUGCUUUGGUCAGCACCUCGGACAGGGACUCUGGCGCGAAUGGACAGGUUCACUGCACGCUGUAUGGCCACGACCACUUUCGGCUGCAGCAGGCUUACGAAGACAGCUUUAUGAUUGUGAGUACAAGCCCAUUAGACAGGGAAAAAAUUCCAGAGUAUAAUCUAACGGUUGUGGCUGAAGACUUAGGGUCCCCGCCGUUCAGAACCAUUACUCAGUAUACCAUUCGAUUAACGGACGAGAAUGACAAUGCACCUGUGUUCAGCAAACCUGUGUAUGAGGUGGCAAUAGUGGAGAAUAAUGCACCCGGGGCUUACAUCGCCACCGUGGUCGCGAGAGACAUUGACAUGGGGCAAAAUGGAAAGGUUAGCUACAAGCUCGCAGACACCUAUUUCAUGGGCUCUCCAAUAUCCACGUUCGUUUCUCUGGACCCCGCCAGCGGCUCACUUUACGCUCUCAGGAGCUUCAACUACGAGGUAAUGAAACAGCUAGAGCUCCGAAUCACGGCAAGCGAUAGUGGGUCCCCGCCCCUCACCGGGAGCGCAAACGUGUUUGUGCGGAUAGUGGACCAGAAUGACAAUUCACCAGUAAUAACGCAGCCCACAUUAAAUAAUGGGUCCGCUGAAGUUCUAUUGCCCCGGGACGCGCCAUCAGGUUACGUUAUUACCAGGGUGGAGGCACGAGACGCAGAUGAAGGAGUUAACGCCGAGCUGUCGUAUGGACUGGCCACCGGGGAACCGUCUAUUUUCUCUGUGAACAAAGCCACCGGAGACAUUUAUCUCAACCGCGCGCUCAGUCAUGAAGUGGACGAUAUCCUGAGUGUGACCAUAACGGCCAGUGACAAUGGAAGGCCAGCGCUCACCUCAACUGCCACGCUCCACUUCCUCAUCAUAGCUGGCUCCCCGCCAAGCGACAGGACCGUGUACCAAGCAGGCAGUGGAGAUGAGAUACAAGCGCAGUGGGACCUGUCUGUGGUGAUUAUUGUUGUCCUAGCUGGGAGCUGCACGCUCCUGCUGCUCGCUAUCAUCCUCAUAGCAACUACAUGCAACCGGCGGAAACGAGACAAAACUGGAGAGGACAGCGACUCAUAUGGAGAGAAGGGGUCCCUUGAACGAGGAAGAAACCAUGGCGACAACCCCCUGCUUCCUCUUCAUGGAAACGUGGGAGGAGGCGGAUUUGAAGGACACUCAUACUCCAGCCAGCCCGGUGGCUUUUCCUCUGCUAACCCCGGGGGGAACGAACUGUGCUCGGCCUCGGAGGAUGGCAGUGAAGCACCCUGCGUGUAUAACCCUGACAGCAAACUGUGUGGGAAUAAACUUGAGGGCUAUUCCACUCUACCUGGCUAUGGCAAUGUUAAAGAGGCUGUGAGGCCCAUCACAAUCUGGAAGGGAAACUCCUACACCACUAUUUCUGCACGAGACCCUGCCUUCAGCGGAAAGGACAGUGGGAAAGGGGACAGUGACUUCAACGACAGUGACAGUGAUGUCAGUGGAGACCUGAAGAAAGAGGGGCUUCCUCCCAUUGGCAGCCAGAGUGGUUUGUGGGCAUGCACCAGUGAGUGUAAAAUCCUGGGCCAUUCAGAUCGCUGCUGGAGUCCCUCGGCGGUCAGGGCCAACACCGGAAUAUCACCUGGCCUCUCUCCUGCUCCCACCCUCUCCUCAUUCAGCAGCCUCUCCAAGACGGCCUCCCUGCCCCGGGACCAAAACCGCAGGGACAACUACUACCAGGCCCACAUCCCUAAGACCACAGGCCUGCAGAGCGUGUAUGAGAAGGUGCUGCACAGGGAAUUUGACUUUGUCCUGGUCACCCCGCCCAGACCUGUACACGUGCAGGAGAUCAGUGAUAUCAAUAUCCCUGUCUAUGCUCCUACCACCACACGGUCUCCCAUUCAUGAAGUUUGAAAACAAGACAUACACAGAGACAGAGAGAGAGACUAAAAAAUGCAUUCAAAUGUUAAAGCUACAAUAGGUCAAUUCUUCUGCUCCCCAAUUCUUGUAUGAACACUUGCUUUCCUCCUGCUCCAGUUUGAUGGAUAUUGGUUUCACAAAAUAAGAUAGGGAUGGAGGCAUGCCUUACCAAAGGUGAUUGGCUGGAACAGGAUUGCUGGAUCAUAAUUGUCUGGAAAAUUGCGGCACGCUCCAAGAAUUAUGAACUGACAUUCCACUGGCAGGGAGUUGUCUGUGUUACUAAACAACUCUCAGAGGGCCUCAUUAUCCAAUCAAACAUGUUGAUAGGGGCCAACACUUUUCUUUUUUGACCGAAAUCUUACUUACUGUACCUUUAAUAUAAAAAUAGUAAUAAUGAGAAUCAGUUGAAUCACAGAUGUAUGAUAUUAUUUGUAAGUUUAAAUAUUUGUGUGGUUUUAAAUGUCUCAAUGUGAUGCAUUUUUGUCCAUCCAAUCACUUUAAAUGCUUAUGUGGACAUACUGUAUAUCUUAUGCAACGUUUUGUACAUAUGCUACAGAUAAUUUAUUUUUUAUAAAGUAAUGAUUAAGAACUAAAGAAAUGUAAAUAUGGAUUGUAAUUAAUGAUUCUAAAGCAUGCUCACUAUUUAAAUGGCCCAGAAAC